Messenger RNA from Bombus huntii, 3079 nucleotides. Its product is annotated as coiled-coil domain-containing protein 22 homolog. Gene Ontology annotation, molecular function: cullin family protein binding. Gene Ontology annotation, biological process: positive regulation of ubiquitin-dependent protein catabolic process. The record is from RefSeq and is a predicted model, not a curated record. The transcript is spliced from 7 exons. Lineage: Eukaryota; Metazoa; Arthropoda; Insecta; Hymenoptera; Apidae. The coding region runs from base 136 to 1884 and encodes 582 amino acids.
AUUUAUCGCGCCAUCUGUACAAUAGUGCACAAAUGUUUGUUCACUCAUGGACAGGUUAGAUUUGUGCAGUUCAAGUUAAAUUUCUUUCAAUAUAAUAAUAUAGUAAAAGAGUAUAGGAUUUUCACAUUUUUACGGAUGAUGGAGGAAGUUGACAAUAUAAUUAUUCAUUCAUUGCGUCAAAUAGGCUGUGACAUAACAGAGAAUAUAACAAAUCUCAGUGGUUUUAACACAGAAUUGGUAGUAGAGGCAACGGUAAAAUGUUUAGACAUAAUAAGACCAGGACUUGGAUUAUCAACAAUUUUACCUAUAAAUAUGGCAGCCAGAUUUCGACUAGGUGCUACACUUGCUCAAGCAUGUUCAGAAUUAGGAUACAAAGGUGAUAUUGGUUAUCAAACAUUUUUAUAUAGCUCAGAAGCAGACCUAAGGAAAGUUUUCAUGUUUCUUAUUGAAAAAUUACCGAAAGAAAGUGAUAAACCUCUAAGCGAACCUGUUAGCAAUAUUGCAUUACUAGAAAAAUCUAUAGCAACUGUAAUAACACAGAGUCUAUCAGUUUCAUGGUUACCACAUUAUUGCCAUACAAAAGGAUUUAGAAAUAGAGGACGGGCAAGAAUCGCUUAUAAAUCUGUGAAUUUAGAAGUUCCAAAAAUGGACAGUAAAGAAGAAUAUCAAGAUUAUUGCAUACAUUAUCUGCAAUCUGUGCCUGAGCAAGUGCAAAAUGAAUCAUCACUUCUACCUUCUUUGAUAUCUUACAAUGCAAGAGCUCUUCAUACACAUUCAAUGAGUAUUCUUGAUCAAAUAAAUUGGUUAAAUAAACAAUAUUGCGAUAAAAUUAUUGAGGCUAAUAUAUCUGGUGAUGUUAAUUUUCUGAAUGGAAAUUCAAUAAAAGAUAGAACAUUACCUUCCAAACAACCUCAGAUAAAAGAUAAUGGCACUAAAGAAAUUAAGAUUAUAGAACAAAAAGUAUUAAAUAAGAUGGAAAAACAAGACUUACAGAUAGAAAAAAUAAAAAUAGAAUGUGAGUGUUCCAGAAAUGACAUAGAAAAAUUGCAAGAUGCAAUCAAGAAGCUAAGUACCAGUGUAGCACAAGUAACAAUAAAUUAUCAAAAUGAGGAGAAAGAGUUAACAAUUAAUGAAGAACAAAAAAAGAUUAAAGCAAGAAUUUAUGAUCUGUUUCAAGAUGGGGAAGAAAAUAUUAAGAAACUAGAGACAGCAAUUGAAGUUACUACAAGUAAAUUAAUCAAUUUAGGUAAUCAGUGGGAGAAACAUAGAGUGCCUCUAAUCCAAAAGUAUAGACAAGAAAGAGAAAAGCAUUCUACUAAAGCUAGUGUAAGUCAGAAGAAGCUCGAUGAUAUUAAGUUACUAAAAGAGAAGGAGAGAGAAUUACAAGAAGAAUGUCGUAAUAAAGAUCAACAAUACUCACAAUUAGUAAUCGAAGUUCAAAAACUCCCUAAAGAAGUGAAUAGGUCCGCAUAUACUCAACGAAUUUUAGAAAUAAUUAACAAUAUUAGAAAACAAAGAGAUGAGAUUAAUAAAGUAUUAGCUGACACGCGUGAAAUCCAAAAAGAAAUUAACACACUUACAGGCAGAUUAGAAAGGUCCUUUACUGUUGCUGAUGAAUUAAUAUUUCGAGAUGCAAGAACGAAUGAGGCAUCAAGAAAAGCUUAUAAACUAUUGGCCACACUUCAUUCUGAUUGUAGUGAACUCGUAAGUUUAGUAGAAGAAACAGGUGCGACUAUAAGAGAAAUAAGAGACUUAGAAGAGCAGAUUGAUUGUGAAGCUACAAAAAAUGUUGGAGCAAAUUUGGAAAGGAUAACUGCUGAUUUGAGACAAAUGAAACAAGAAACAGCAGAAUUAACGGCACAAUUACAGAGUAAAACUUCGUGAUUUUUAUAUAAUCUGUGAUAUUACGAUAUAUUAUUUGUAAUAACAAUGACCAGGUAAAGUUCCAUUAACACUUUGACUGCCAUGUUGGUCAUAUAUGACUGGCCACAGUUUCUCCUGUGACGCCACAGUGGUCAUUGGUGACCAGAGCGCUUGAACUUCUUACAAUUGUAAAAUGUAUGAAAAUUGACAGUUAGGGCAUUUUGAAUAUAACCGAUAAAUAGAAGAUACUUUGAAACAAAAAGUGCCCCAUUGAACAAUUAAACACUUUUAUUAGAAUAUCAAUAAAAGAAAAUGCGAACAAAUCUUGCAUCUAACACUGCACUGUGUUUGCAUCCAUAUCUUUGAGGGGUAAUCUACGAAUAUUAUUAUAAACACAGCUUAGAAAAUAAUCGUAAAUGCUGCUUUAUAAUCAUAUAUAUAAUUGAAGUUAGAAGUGUGCACAUACCUUACUAUUAUAUAUAGAAUGAGCAAAUACUGUUUACUAAUAUCUUCUACACAUCUCAACAUCUGAACGUUUUGCUUACAACGAAAUGACAAAGGCGAAUGGUUUGUUGAAACCAACGAAGCCUUGUUAUAAUAUGUCGCUAUCAACUAUUACCAAGGCGCCACCUUUUGCCAUUAUAUGCUUUGAAUAAUAAAAAUACUCCCAUGGCGUCUUGAGCAAAACGUGUGAUUUCGGCGUGGCAGUCAAAGUGUUAAUGUUAAAGAUAGAAUGAGCUAAAGCUUUAAUUAGAAAAUUUUUACCAAAAGUGAAAUUAUAUUAUUGCAUUUACAGAACAUUCCUCAUAAACAAAUACGAUUACGAAGACCAAAUUUUAUAGUUAUGCAGGAUUUGAUAUAUUGCUGCCUAUAAAAUAGUUUUUAACAGUUAUUCUAAAUUUAAAAGUAACUGUUAAAACUGUGCCUUGGCCCAAAGUUGUGUGUAACGUAAAAUUAUACGUAAUUCGCUAAUCGUGUUUAUAAGAGGGCCAAGAUGUGACAUAAAUGGAUUCAAUAUCAACGCUCAAACGGAACGUUAUUUGCUACAAAGCCUAAUAAUUUUUUUAGCAUAAACUUUAAUUGUACAGUUAACUUCCAUAUUUCUAAGAAAUAAGUGGCUUUGGAGAUAUCCGCUAUAAACUUACAUAAUAAACAUUUAAGAAAAUACUUUAAGGAAUUAUGUACAAAAUAUGAGAGAUAAAUAAUGUGAUACAUA